Coregonus sp. 'balchen' is the source of this 13751-nucleotide messenger RNA. The record is from the annotation of a GenBank genome assembly. NCBI's taxonomy places the organism in Eukaryota, Metazoa, Chordata, Actinopteri, Salmoniformes, Salmonidae.
AGCCUCUUGGACAAGUCUUUUUGCCCCACUGUCAGGUAGCUGAGAGGGAAUUUGUUUGUCCAAAGAACUAGUAGACAUGGAUAUGGCAGACUAUAGUGAUGCCCUGGACCCAGCCUACACCACCCUGGAGUUUGAAAACAUGCAAGUGCUCUCCAUGGGCUCAGGUGAGUCAGAGUCACAAGUUACCUGGUUGAACUUUGAGACUUUUGGCUAUUAAACUGGUCUUCUGUAGUUCAGUUGGUAGAGGAUGGCGCUUGCAAUGCCAGGAUAGUGGGUUUGAUUCCCAGGACCAGCCACACGUAAAAUGUAUGCAUGCAUGACCGUAAGUCGCUUUGGAUAAAAGUGUCUGCUAAAUGGGGUACUUAUAUUAAACUUUUGGACAGGUCAGUUUAGCUGUCAGUUGUCCAUCUUGUAUUGGAUGCAAAUGAAUGAGAAUGUGCUUCUUUCCUGAUAAUAUUAUCAUCUCUUCUUGCAGUAGUAAAACAUUCAGGGGGUUUGCACAAUACACUCAAUGCAUCUGGAUAGUUUGGUGGUGAAACAACCAUUUGGUAGAGAAUUACCUUCUCCUGUUGUAACUUGUAGACUGUUAUGGUAUAGUGGUCAUAUUUCACCUAAGAUAGAAUUACAACGAAUAGAUCCUAUGCGAUGGUGAUUUAAGAGACAUGGACAUCUCUCUCUAGUUACCUACAUCUAUAUUAUGCAUUUUGAGGUCCAUAAAAUGAGAAAAGCAUUUCACAGAGUUGUGUGACAGCAUGAUACAUGCUUUUUGAAAGUGAGAAAUUGUCCUUUCUAGUCUCCCAUGACAUUUGACUGUGAACUUGAUUCUAAAAAGAAACUAUUUCCUCGCAGGAUAAAAAACAAUGAAAGACCCUUGAAAGACAAUCGCAUUGCAUGGCCAAUAUCAUCUUUGAUAUGCCUUAAUGAUUGUACUGUUUAAUCCUCACAAAUAUUCCAAUUUUUAAUGAUACGUAAAUAGCAUACAAUACAGUGUGUUGUUUAUUUCUACAUUAGAUGUUGUUACUAGUGUAAUUACAGCUUUACUACACAGGUAUAACUAAGAGUAACUUCAUGUAAAGUAUAAGCAGAAACUGUCCAUACUGUAUGAUUGAUUGAGCCAGUCAUCUCAUUGAUGACUAUGAGUAAGGGUGAGACUGAGAGGAAGACUGUCUGUCUCCAGUGAUUGCCUUUUCAAGGUAAUCAAGCCUACAUCACUUAAACUACUGUUUACUUUGACUGGGCUUUCAGCUACUAAUCAGAUGUGCAGUAAAUACUACUGUAAUAGAUCGGAUCAUAGCCGUAUUAGCCCUUUUUAUCAACCAGCAAUGCCACUGACUGACUUUAAUGUAAUCACUUGAUGCAGUCAACCAAUCAAUGUCGCUCUCACCUUUUAAAAUGAAAUUAAUCAAAAUAUCUGUUUUCUUUGAAAGUAUGUUAGUAAGUUAGUUAGUUAGGUCAUUCACUAUUGUCCCUCUAAGUUAUAUUCAGUCAUUAUAUUGAUUAUAUUAGUUAAUAAAUGAGGACUGAGUGCGCUAAGAGUAAGAAAAAGAAUACAUUAUUCACAUUUUGUAGAAAAACAUUCUGGUUAAAGUAACAGAUGAUUUCAAUGUAUGACCUUUCCUCUAGUUCUCUCAAACUGUUGACCACUAGUCAUUCCAUAACAUCCAUCCCAUACACUCGCACAGUUUAUCUUCCACCAACAUAGCAAUUCAUUAUUUCAUUAUUUAAUCUAGCCCUCAGAAAUAUCUACUCGUUUUGAUCUUGGAUCACAUAACUGCACAUAUGUUCUAUCUCAUAUCCAACAUGAUGACCCAAAGAGCCCCUGACUUGAUAAGGAAUAUCUCUCUCUCUCUCUCUCUCUCUCUCUCUCUCGACUCUGAAGCAUAGGGUGAUACGCACAUCCCAAACUUCAAAUAUACUGUAUAAAAUAUGUCUUUAUUCAUUGUUGUUUCAGACUCCUCGCCGGCUGAGAGUGCCAACAUGAACGCUGCCAACCACCUCGGAGCGGGCACCCUGUGUGCCAUCUGUGGGGACAGGGCCACGGGCAAACACUAUGGGGCCUCCAGCUGUGAUGGCUGCAAAGGCUUCUUCCGUCGGAGCGUUCGCAAAAACCACAUGUACUCAUGCAGGUGAGGUUUAGGCCAAUAUUACACACAAGAGCAAAGACAGUGACCAUCCUUGGGCAUUUACAAUAAAAGACUACUAAAUUCAACAAGUUUUUGGAUUGGGAUACAGUACCUGUACAUAGAUGGGGUGUUCAUUGACAGUUGCAAUAUCAAACUGAUGUAUGUAGGCCUCGAGAGAACGUGAUAAUCAAUAGAUUUCAGACUUCUACAGUAGGUUGCAAUAGCACUGGCAUAUUCAACAACAGUCUUCUCCUAACUGCAAUCUACUCAAUAAGCCCUUAAUAAAUCAAGCCCUCUUCAAACUCACUUCCCAGGUUCAGCAGACAGUGCAUUGUGGACAAAGACAAGAGGAAUCAAUGCAGAUACUGUCGAUUGAAGAAAUGCUUUCGAGCUGGCAUGAAAAAAGAAGGUAUACAAUUCAUUCAACUUCAUUCAAAUGGUAAAUAGAGUGGAAGAGUGACAACAUUAUUGAGAUAGACCUAUUUAGCCAUAUUGUGUUAUUACAUAUUAUACUCAGUCUCUACCCAAUGUGAUGACACUAGCAGUUAUGAUUUAAUAAUCUCUGGUAAGGGAUAUCCUAGAACGUUCCAUUUUUAUCAGCCAGUCCCUAUCGUAGUGUUGUAGAGAGGAGCAGAGCCAUUGGGACUGCUCAUGGCUCAGGGUAGGGUAUGUUGCAAGAACCACAAGAGCAGCACUUUGUUAAUGUUCACUCCGUGAUUCACUGAAUUCUAUGACCAGCUUAUGCUGAGCAACAACUUCUGUGAGGGAGUUAUAGCCACACAUACUGAUAAACACAUCAACCCUAGGAUACUUUUUUCUCCUAAUGCUAUUCUGAGUCAAUGCUAGUAACCUACUAGGAAUUAUGAAUGACUGUCAGAUAAUGUAUGAUUUAACAUAUGAAAGGAAUGGCAUAUUUGAGUUGAAUGACUUUGUAGGUUUGUGAAGUGAAUUAGAGUGAGUCUGAGAGUAUGGGGAGUGCUUUGACUAAACAAUUUCUGGUGAACAAUAAAUAAUGAAGUAUGUAUUAUAUUCUGCUAGCCACGGUUUAUGUUUCUAUUUGUUUCUCAGCUGUACAGAACGAGAGAGACAGAAUCAGCACCAGGAGAUCUAGCUAUGAAGACAGCAGUUUACCAUCUAUCAAUGCACUGAUCCAGGCAGAUGUACUCUCAAGACAGGUAAGACCCAUGGAUAUGGCUUUUUCGAUCGAAAUCAUGUAAGCAUAAAAAAAAUAAAAAAUGCCACAGAGGUUGUAUUGAAUAGAAUGGAAUGGAAUUUCAUUUAUUUUGGUUAAAUAAAUUGUGUUUAUAAUUUGGCUAUGAAUACAUAGGAGACAUAUUCAUUUUUUAUUCUGCGUGUGUAGAUAUCCUCACCUGGACCUAUACUGAAUGGUGACAUCAGGACGAAAAAGAUAGCGACCAUCACAGAUGUGUGUGAAUCAAUGAAACAGCAGCUGCUGGUGCUGGUGGAAUGGGCCAAGUACAUCCCUGCCUUCUGUGACCUGCCCCUGGAUGACCAGGUACGAUUGCACUAGAAAUGAACAGUCACAGACUAGGUUAGACUAAACCCUACUACUCUCAUUCAGGGCUAUUGCACUUUAUGGGCCGUUUUGUCCUGGACUAAAAAGAAUGCAAUAUAAGGCCAGAAACCAGUCUGAUAAUGACAUUAUUGGGAUUCUUAACAAUAACAACUUGAAGCUAUGUGUCCAGGGAAUAUAAAGCUCUCCAUGCAGCAUUUUGAGUAUAGAGUGCUGCUGCUGUUUUUUAAGACCUCAGAAUCCUCUGCCAAAUAGGUGGUUCAUGUAUUAUAAUCUCCAGUUAGAAUAUGAUGAGCUAGUUUGAAAGUUGUAUCUCUGAUCAGAACCAUUCCAGAAUCAUUAACACUGUGAUAACCAGGGCUUUGGUAACUGAUUUGCUGAUGUUGAAUUAGUGAGGGAUCCAGCAGGUGUAUCUUCACACACUUACUUGACUCUCUCUCUCUGUGAGAAUCUCUGGCUAGCUCUUCAGUGACCUUAAAGGUGGUGGGAAAGCUUCCUUGUUUAAUGGUUAGGUAUGAGUGGCAGAAGUGGUGUAAUAUUUCCCAUGUCUUAUCAAAUACAUUGUUUCAUAAAGAAGUUCAGAGGAAUAUAAUAUCUAUUGUUUACAGGAAACUCAUUCAGCAAUUAUAGAUGAAGUUGCGUGGAAAAAGGAAUGGGGGUGGAGAAAUAUACUUCUCCCAUGGGCAAAGAAACUCAAAAGGAAUGAUGAUAUUAGUUAAUAGUAAUUUCGAUCCGAAUGUGCAAAUUGUCCAAAUAGAUACGCAAGGUAGAUGGAUUAUUUUAAAUAUGUUAUUGGAACAUAAACAGAUAUGGCUCAUUAACCUUUACGGACCAAAUAAUGAUGAUCCACACUUCUUUGACAAUAUCUAUAAUAAAUGAUCAACCCUGCAAGCAAUUCAAGUAAAUAUUAUUAUGGUGGGGGAUUAUAAAACUGUUUUAAAUAGCUCAAUGGACCGUAAAGGAAAUCACACUACAAACAAUCACCCUCAUGCUCUUAAGGAAAUCGUGAAUGUCAUGGAUACAUUAGAACUAGUAGAUAUAUGGAGGCUUAAAUAUCCUGAUCUAGUGAGAUAUACAUGGCGGAACUCAUCAAGCUAGUGUCUUGACUUCUUUCUUAUGUCAUUCUCGUUGGCAACCAAAGUUAAAAAGUAUUGAUAGGGGACAGAAUCGUCAACCAUCAUAUAAUUGCAUAUCAUUACUCUACUGAAUUCACGUGGUGAGAAUUGGAAAUUUUUUCAAAGCCUAUUGGAUGAUAAUUUAUUUUUAACUAGGAAAGGAAUUUAUAACGGCUUUUUCCGACAUACAUAGGUACAGCAAAUCCCCUUAUUUUUAGGACGCCUUAAAAUGUCCUUUAGAGGCCAUGCAAUUCAGUACCUCCAUCUCAAAAACAAAAGCAAUUAGGUCAAAAUAUUUAUACUAACAAAGGAAUAAGUCUAACAAACAGAUAGAUGCAAAACAAAAAGAAAUGGAGAAACUUAUUCAGAAGAUCAAGUGUAAUAUUUAAAAAUAAGCAACUGGAUGGAAUUGGAAAAUGCACCAAUCUUUUUAAAUCUUCACAUAGAAUGCUGCCAAAUAUAAUUUAAUGAAACUGGUUACAAUUGACGGAGUCACCCAUGAUUCACCAAAUGAUAUUUUGAAGGAGGAAACAAAGUACUUUAAGCAUAUGUUUUCAUUUCAGUCGCCUCCAUCUCCUCUAACUGAAGCUAAUUGUAGAGAUUUUCUUUCUAUUGAUAAUGUAAAAUUAACAACCAUACAGAAAGACUAAUGUGAAGGUGAAAUUACAGAGGAGGAACUUCUGGAUGCAAUUAAAGACUUUAAGUCCGGGAAAACUCAAGGGUUGGAUGGCAUACCAGUCGAGGUAUACCAAACCUUUUUUGAUAUACUAAGAGGACCGUUAUUAGCAUGUUUUAACCACUCCUAUGUAAAUGGUAGAUUAUCAGACACUCAAGAAGAAGGUCUGAUUUCAUUAUUACUGAAACAGGAUACAAGUGUAAAAUAUAAAGAUCCAGUCCAUUAAAAAAAUUGGAGGCCCCUUACACUUCAGUGUUGUGAUGCAAAAAUUCUAGCAAAAUGUAUAGCGCAUAGAAUUAAAAAGGCAUUGUCGGACAUUAUUCAUUCUAAUCAGACAGGUUUUUUACAUGGAAGAUACAUUGGAGAUAAUAUAAGGCAAGUACUGGAAACAAUAGAACACUAUGGAAAAUCUGGGGAACCAGGCCUGCUAUUCAUAGCAGACUUCGAAAAGGCAUUUGAUAAAGUACGACUGGGGUUUAUAUAUAAAUGCCUGGAGCAUUUCAAUUUUGGAGAAUCUCUCAUAAAAUGGGUCAAAAUCAUGUAUAGUAACCCUAGGUGUAAAAUUGUAAAUAAUGGCUAUUUCUCAGAAAGUUUUAAACCGUCAAGAGGAGUGAAACAAGGUUGUCCACUAUCAGCAUAUCUAUUUAUUAUGGCCAUCGAGAUGUUAGCUAUUAAAAUCAGAUCCAACAAUAACAUCAAGGGAUUAGGAAUCCAGGGCUUAAAAACAAAGGUGUCAUUGUACGCUGAUGAUUCAUGUUUUCUUUUAAAUCCACAACUAUAAUCCCUCCACAGCCUCAUAGAGGAUCUGGAUUACAACCAAAUUAUGACAAAUGUACUAUAUUACAUAUUGGAUCACUAAACAAAUACAAUUUUUACAUUACCAUGUAGUUUACCAAUAAAAUGGUCUGAUGGUGAUGUGGAUAUACUCGGAAUACAUAUACCAAAGGAAAUAAAUGAUCUCACUCCAAUAAAUCUUAAUAGAAAGUUAGCAAAAAUAGAUAAGAUCUUGCUACCAUGGAAAGGUAAAUACCUGUCAAUUUGUGGAAAAAUCACCCUGAUUAACUCUUUAGUAUGUAAGUCGCUCUGGAUAAGAGCGUCUGCUAAAUGACAAAAAAAAAAAAAAUAUAUAUAUAUAUAUAUAUAUAUAUAUAUAUAUAUAUAUAUAUAUAUAUAUAUAUGUAUUAUCCCAGUUUACCUAUUUGCUUAUGGUCUUGCCUACACCUAGUGAACAGUUUUUUAAAUUAUAUGAAGAAAAAAAAAGUCAAUUUUAUACAGCAAGCCAGACAAAAUUAAAUGGGCCUAUUUAUAUAAUGAAUAUGAAUUCGGAGGCCGGAAAUUAUUAAAUAUUAAAGCAUUAGACCUAUCACUAAAAGCUUCAGUCAUACAAAAAUUAUACUUAAAUCCGAACUGGUUCUCAAGCAAAUUAGUAAGAUUGUCUCACCCAAUGUUCAAGAAUGGCCUUUUCCCUUUAUUCAGAUUACAACCUCUCACUUUCAGUUAUUUGAAAAGGAAAUAAUCUCCCAAAUAUCACUAUUUCUAAAACAAGCCAUGGAAAGUUGGUUGCAAUUUCAAUUUAAUCCUCCAGAAACGACAGAACAAAUAAUGCAACAAAUAUUGUGGUUAAACUCAAAUAUACUAAUUGACAAAAAACCUAUUUAGGUUUAGGUAUAAUCUUUGUAAAUUAUAUCAUCGGUAGGACUGGUGGAGUUAUGUUGCACAUGCAGCUAACAAAAACAUAUGGAAAUGUCUGCUCUACCCAAAAUUACAACCAAAUAAUUGCAGCCUUACCGCAAAAAUGGAAGAGGAAAGUGGAAGGGGGAGAAAGUAAGGAACUUGUCUGUCGGCCUUGCAUUAAAGAACAUAAUUGGUUAAAGAAAACUGUGAUGAAUAAAAAAGUAUACCAGUUUCAUUUAAGGACCAAAGGAUUGACAGCCGUCCGUCCCAUAUAGAUUGCAAAAUAGUUGGGAAGAGAUUUUUGACGUACCGAUCCCAUGGCAUAGUGUUUAUGAACUGAUACGCAAAACGACACCGGAUUCAAAACUUUGAAUCUUUCAAUUUAAAUUAUUAUAUAAAAUUAUUGCUACCAAUAGAAUGUUAUUUAUAUGGGGGAUACACUCUUCCCAGCUCUGCAGAUUUUGUUGCGAAGAGACAGAAUCAUUAGAUCAUUUGUUUUGGCACUGUCCAUUUGUAGCUUGUUUUUGGACACUGGUCCAGGAAUGGCUAAAGGAUUGCAAUAUUUACCUGGAGCUAACCUUGCAGAUAGCAUUACUGGGUGAUCUGAAAAGUCAUAGUCAAUCGAUCAAUAAUAUAAUAAUACUUUAGCAAAAUGUUUAUUUUCAAUUUACAAUCUGUAGAAACAAUGAGAAUAGAAAGUUUCAGAACUUUUCUAAAACAUCACAGUACAGUUGAAAAAUAUAUGGCAAAUAGAAAUCCUAUUUGGAUGGUGUUAAGAGAUAGAUGGGUGGUGUUGAAUGGAGUUGAAGGAUGGGAUUAAUAACAACAACUAAUAAUAAGAUAACUAAUAAUGUAAGCAUACUGUGUCCAUAAUAAGUAUAUAGGUUGUAUGUUGGUAGCUUUUGUGAAAGAGCACAGUUAGAAAGAUAUGGCAUAUAGAAGCAAACCGGAUGGACAUCAUGAAAAUGAUUGGAGAGGUUGAGAGUAGAAGAAGUUCAGGAGAAAAAACAAACAAAAUAUAAUUACUGUAAAAUUGACUGUGUCCAUAAAAUGUAUAUAGUAAGUAUAAGCUGGAAGUAGAGGCCUAAGCAUUGUUGUUCACUAGUUUACUCCAAUUAGGGAAAGGGUGGUGGGGUUGGAAAGUAGUUUGUGUAUGUACAGUGGGGAAAAAAAGUAUUUAGUCAGCCACCAAUUGUGCAAGUUCUCCCACUUAAAAAGAUGAGGCCUGUAAUUUUCAUCAUAGGUACAUGUCAACUAUGACAGACAAAAUGAGAUUUUUUUUCUCCAGAAAAUCACAUUUUAGGAUUUUUAAUGAAUUUAUUUGCAAAUGACGGUGGAAAAUAAGUAUUUGGUCAAUAACAAAAGUUUCUCAAUACUUCGUUGUAUACCCUUUGUUGGCAAUGACACAGGUCAAACGUUUUCUGUAAGUCUUCACAAGGUUUUCACACACUGUUGCUGGUAUUUUGGCCCAUUCCUCCAUGCAGAUCUCCUCUAGAGCAGUGAUGUUUUGGGGCUGUCGCUGGGCAACACGGACUUUCAACUCCCUCCAAAGAUUUUCUAUGGGGUUGAGAUCUGGAGACUGGCUAGGCCACUCCAGGACCUUGAAAUGCUUCUUACGAAGCCACUCCUUCGUUGCCCGGGUGGUGUGUUUGGGAUCAUUGUCAUGCUGAAAGACCCAGCCACGUUUCACCUUCAAUGCCCUUGCUGAUGGAAGGAGGUUUUCACUCAAAAUCUCACGAUACAUGGCCCCAUUCAUUCUUUCCUUUACACGGAUCAGUCGUCCUGGUCCCUUUGCAGAAAAACAGCCCCAAAGCAUGAUGUUUCCACCCCCAUGCUUCACAGUAGGUAUGGUGUUCUUUGGAUGCAACUCAGCAUUCUUUGUCCUCCAAACACGACGAGUUGAGUUUUUACCAAAAAGUUCUAUUUUGGUUUCAUCUGACCAUAUGACAUUCUCCCAAUCCUCUUCUGGAUCAUCCAAAUGCACUCUAGCAAACUUCAGACGGGCCUGGACAUGUACUGGCUUAAGCAGGGGGACACGUCUGGCACUGCAGGAUUUGAGUCCCUGGCGGCGUAGUGUGUUACUGAUGGUAGGCUUUGUUACUUUGGUCCCAGCUCUCUGCAGGUCAUUCACUAGGUCCCCCCCGUGUGGUUCUGGGAUUUUUGCUCACCGUUCUUGUGAUCAUUUUGACCCCACGGGGUGAGAUCUUGCGUGGAGCCCCAGAUCGAGGGAGAUUAUCAGUGGUCUUGUAUGUCUUCCAUUUCCUAAUAAUUGCUCCCACAGUUGAUUUCUUCAAACCAAGCUGCUUACCUAUUGCAGAUUCAGUCUUCCCAGCCUGGUGCAGGUCUACAAUUUUGUUUCUGGUGUCCUUUGACAGCUCUUUGGUCUUGGCCAUAGUGGAGUUUGGAGUGUGACUGUUUGAGGUUGUGGACAGGUGUCUUUUAUACUGAUAACAAGUUCAAACAGGUGCCAUUAAUACAGGUAACGAGUGGAGGACAGAGGAGCCUCUUAAAGAAGAAGUUACAGGUCUGUGAGAGCCAGAAAUCUUGCUUGUUUGUAGGUGACCAAAUACUUAUUUUCCACCAUGAUUUGCAAAUAAAUUCAUUAAAAAUCCUAAAAUGUGAUUUUCUGGAUUUUUUUUCUCAUUUUGUCUGUCAUAGUUGACAUGUACCUAUGAUGAAAAUUACAGGCCUCUCUCAUCUUUUUAAGUGGGAGAACUUGCACAAUUGGUGGCUGACUAAAUACUUUUUUCCCCCACUGUAUGUAUGUAUGUAUGUAUAUGUGUAUGUGUGUGUAUGUAUGUAUAUAUAUAUAUCAUGGGUGAUUGGAAGUGAUGCAGACAAUUACAUUGAUGGAAGUUACAAUCUAUCUGCAAUAUUAAGCUGAUCUACCCCCUAAAAAAAAGGUUAAGAGGCUGUGUUUUGAUGCAAGACAGCUUCAAGGUUAAAGCUACUCACUGGGCACAGACUUCAGCUCAACGUGUAGUUUUGAUUUACAUUUGGUUGAGUUGUCAACUAAUGUGAAUUCAACAUGAAAUCAAUCAUUCACCAUGUCAUUGGAUUUCGGUAAACAUUUAUGUGAAAAAAAGACACAAUUCCCUUACGUUGAUGACUUUUAAAAAAUCCAAAUCAGUUUUCGACGUUGGAUUCAACGUCAUCACAUUUUAUUUUAUUUUUUACAUCGAAAUGAAAUGUAAACAACGUUGAUUCAACCAGUUUUUUUUUCUCCCAGUGAUUAAUAUUGAAAUGACUUUCCUUUAUUUCAGGUGGCAUUGCUGCGAGCCCAUGCUGGAGAGAAUCUUCUGAUUGGAGCUGCAAAGAGGUCUAUGUUGUACAAGGACCUCCUGUUACUAGGUAAAGUGAAGAUAAUAUAUUAGCUACUGUACACCAUCUAAUUGCUCCAGGAUCACCAUUGAUAAUGGUAGACCCUGGCUGUGACCCCACUCUCCAAGGGUGUAUUUUACCUUCAUUUAACUAGGCAAGUCAUUUAAGAACAAAUUCUUAUUUACAAUGACGGCCUACACCGGCCAAACCCGGACAACGCUGGGCCAAUUGUGCGCCGCCCUAUGGGACUCCCAAUCAUGACCGGUUGUGAUACAGCCUGGAAUAGAACCAGGGGGUCUGUAGUGACACCUCAAGCACUGAGAUGCAGUGCCUUAGACCACUGCGCCACUCGGGAGCCCAAUUAACGCAUGCGUAUUAGUACAUUCUUGUACUAAUAUAAGCACCCACCAAAGGAUUAUUAUUAUUAUUACAUCACAUCAUAUAAUAGUUGUGUAAUAUAAUAGACUAGUUAUAUAACAGUUAUGCUAGCAAUAUGGGGGGGGGGAUCGUCAAACAUCACAGAGUGAUUCUGCCCUACAUGACAAUUAUUGGUUUCUGUUCCUUAUAGGAAAUGACCACAUUAUUCCCCGGAACUGCCCGGAGUUGGAAGUGAGCCGAGUAGCAGUGAGGAUUCUGGACGAGCUAGUGCUGUCCUUCCAGGAGCUCCAGAUAGACGACAAUGAAUACGCUUGUUUGAAAGCCAUUGUUUUCUUUGAUCCAGGUAUUACAUGGAACACAACGUCACUUUUAAAAUGAACAGCCUAUCGUCCGAUUCAAACAGUGAGACAUCAUAUGAAGCAUUCUAGGGCAGUAACCAGUGAGUAACCAGUUGCAAAACAAAAACUAUGUAACCAGUGAGUAACUAAACUAGUGACUAAGAAUGCCUGUUAUAUGAGCAAUGUGACCAGGUAGCGAGUGACCAAGCUGUUGACCAAAUGCCUACUCUCUCCUGCUCCAGAUGCCAAAGGUCUGAGUGAACCAGGUAAGAUCAAGCGGAUGCGUUACCAGGUUCAGGUCAGCCUAGAGGACUACAUCAACGACCGGCAGUAUGAGUCCCGGGGACGCUUCGGAGAGUUGCUCCUGCUGCUGCCUACACUACAGAGCAUCACCUGGCAGAUGAUCGAACAAAUACAGUUUGUCAAACUCUUUGGCAUGGCCAAGAUUGACAACCUGCUCCAAGAGAUGCUCUUAGGAGGUUAGACAUCUUGAUAUUGUUACAAAUAAACAAAAAAAUCUAAAUCUAUUGCCAAAUGUAAUGCCAAAAGAAUUUAUCACAAACAACUUUCUGUGAGUUCUAUUGGCUAGAGAAGUUUACACUCUUCAAUAGGAUAGAAUGCUAGUUGGUUAUCAUACUGUAUUACCAAUGGACAGCAUCACAGUGAAGGAGGAAACUAACUGUUUGGGGGGUUGGUGUAUGUUGUGUUGUUUUCCUCAGGUUCUACUAACGAGGCACCUCACACACCACACUCUCUGCAUCCACAUCUGGUUCAGGAACACCUUAGCAACAAUGUCAUCGUGGCUAGCAACAUGGCUACUUCCAUCCACAACGGCCAAAUCUGUGAGUACCAAUAACUACAUGCCAGACCCCAAAUGUCCAACUCUAAGUGUCGGUUCCCCAGAGACAGAUUAAGCCUAGUCCUGGACUAAAUAGCACUGAAAGCUGUGUCUGGGACACCGACCCCAAAAUUAGACAAUAAAAUGCUUGAAAUUCUCAACCAACGAUGAGCUCAGUGGCAUCAAUCUACUCCCAUGUGCAACAGAGUCAGGUAGUUGGAAGGACAAACAAGCUUGGCGGAAUAAUCCACUAAGAAGUUAUUCAGAGAGACUAAUCAGGCUUACUUUGUCAAAGAAAAUGUAUUUUAUUUUUUCUUAACAUUUUUAAUGCCCUCAGAAGAUUUCACAAAAUACUUAUUCAUUGUCUGAAUAUAUAUAUAUAUAUAUAUAUAUAUAUAUAUAUAUAUAUAUAUUCAAGUAAUGUUAUGCCACAAGGUAAAUAUGUUGAUUUGUUUGUUAACCUGACUAGCUGCGUAGUUUAGUGAAUUCCUCCACUAAUGGAUUCUUUCUGGUUUGUUGCAACCACUCCUGGAACCCCAAUCCCCUCUCCUCCCACAGCCUCCAGUUCAGAACACUAUAAAAUGGCUCAAGGGGUUAUAGCCACUGUGCCCAAGAAUCCUAUCUCCAUCCCUCAGCCCACCAUCACCAAGCAAGAAGCCAUCUAACACAGAACUGGACCCCACAAACCCGUCCAACAAAGCAUUCACAAUUUCACCAUCUUCGCUAGCUUCUCGGUUUCUCUGUAAACAUGCUCAGUAUAAAGGUGCAACAAUAAUUCUCACAUGUGAGAAAUACAUAUUUUCCAAAAAUCUCAGGAGUGUACUGUACAGUUAGGUUACAUUAGUCAACUAGCCCCCACCUGAGAUACUGUACAUACGGUAGCCCUACUCAUAUUGUUGCAUGUAGUAUCAAGCUGACACAGUAAACUGCUAAAACAACCUCAUUCGUGGGCAAUAUGAUAUGCUCUUUGACAUAGUUGUACAGGUUAUCUAUACCCUUAUACACAGAGUUCAAAUUAUGAAUGGGUAAAUAAAAUAUAACUGUAUACAUAUUAGAUAGGUUUCUUAAUCACAUUGAAAUUGUAUGAAUGUUACAAACAGGCCUUAUAUCUGUGAUGAGGCAGAUCAUGAUGUUAGUGUUACACAGUCUUUUCAAAGACUGUUGUCAAUGGCAAUACAAGUCUUGUUGACUGAUAUAGUCACUCACAACUUGUACCCAGAAAUAAGAAUAUAACGACAUUGUCAUGUUUUGAAAUAAUGUAAUUAUGUGACAGACGGAGAUAUACAGGUAUGAUAGGUAGUCAAUUGGUUCUGAAAGGACAAAUUUAACUUUUUUAAGUUAUCUUGUACUUGCUGUAUGACAGUUGUGUUGCAUUGAAAUCCAGGUUUAAGAUAUCCCUGUCUAUAUACACUGGAAAUCGCUAGUUGUGUAGUAAAACAAAGUAAAACGCUUAAAUGUUCGAAUUAAAACAGCUCAGUUCAUUUAAUACUGUAUACUUUCUGUGGAGCCACUUUAUAAAUGUUUAAGGCAUUCACAGUGUUUUACCCAUUUCAGAUAUAUUUUUUUGCAGUUUCACUGUAAAGACCUGGUAGUGUUUUUUGUUUGACCAUGGAAUGUUAUUUUGUCAUGGUAUUAUAACUACAUGACAGAAUACAUGUUGCCUUGCCGUCUGUACUUCCUUAUACUGCAAAGAUGGGCAAUAUGUUUCACCUUACAAUGUGAAGAUGAAUAAAAUGUCAAGGUUUAUUUUUACA